Messenger RNA from Macroventuria anomochaeta, 1999 nucleotides. RefSeq lists its product as uncharacterized. The record is from RefSeq and is a predicted model, not a curated record. The transcript is spliced from 2 exons. The coding region runs from base 1 to 1743 and encodes 580 amino acids. NCBI's taxonomy places the organism in Eukaryota, Fungi, Ascomycota, Dothideomycetes, Pleosporales, Didymellaceae.
AUGGCCGCGGAGACCAACGAGAGCAGAGAGCAGCAGCCAGCUGAGAACGCCGCGAAUGAUGAAGCAGCACAGCGCGAAGCCUACGACUACUGGGGGUACCUGCUAAAGCCAGAUAAAUGCGGCACACCAAAGCUGGACCGCUUACUGAAGGGCAUUGCAGAGGUCAUUAGCAAGAAGUUCGAACCCAGUGACUCUCCCGACCUCACGCCAUCCCAGAUCGCAGCAUGGUACCGCGCAGUUGGUGGCAACUACGAUGUUCUCUUCACCGAGACGCCGCCCUCCUCGAUCGCCUUCAUUUAUCGCUCCCUAGGCGCGUUCCACAGCCUACAGCCAUCGGCGAGUGACGACGGAUACUCUUCGCCUGCCAUACCUGCACUCAAGAAGCAGGGCUUCGUGACAUGGCAGACAAUACAGCUGUUGCUUGGACCGCAGGAGCAUGUGCCCUUCAUACAGAAGUCGGUCGAGCAGUUCGACGUGAUCGACGCAGAGACGAAUGAGGUUUUCCUCAAGAUGCUGCCGAGCAAGUGCUUUCCAGACAAACCGGACGAAGCAAUGGAGGAAUGGUACGAGGGCGUCGCUGCGAGACUUAAAAGGGAAGCAGAAGCAGAAGCGGAUAGAACGCGUGUCGAGGAUGAGCCGCGGACCUCAGCCGACUUAUCAGGAGAUGGGUCGUCUGCGAACGAGAGAACAGGCGCGUUCAAGUACUUCGAGGACCCCAUGUACCGCAAAGCCAGACCAAGGCCGGCGUUUAUGCGACACGUCUCGAAGGAAGAAGCUCGUGCGAGCAAUGAUCACGGACCGAUAUCGAGAGUUAGGCACAUGCUCAAUCCGUUCAGUAGGCGGCGCAGUCUUCCACCAGGGCGAUAUGACGACGACAGCUUCUCAGAUGAGGACGCAACCCCAAUUGCGUCCAAUCCGCCGUCAACUCAGCGUUAUCCUACUCACAAGCGCCCCCACCCAACCCGACGUGAGAGCUCGCUGUCCACCACGGAUUCUGACUCUGAUUUCGAGAGGCCGCCCUCGAGACGACGCACGCCUGUUCUCCGCCACCGAAGAUCACACGAGCCUCCUGUCUCGCCGAGAGAGUACUUUCCAACCUACCAUGAACAAUACCGGCCUUCGCCUCAACAUCUCCCGAGCGAGAGACCAGAUGUAAGGACCUCAAGCGCACCUUCUCCUGCCCCUGUGUACGGUCCCACAAAGUCGCCCCUCUUCGCCACGCACGUUGCGCAGAUGCAGGCGCGAAACUACUACGACCGACCUACUAUGUCUGCGCGAGCGAGUUACAGACCGGUGCCAGCGCAAAACAUCAGAUAUGCAAGUCAAUCAACGUCAGUAAGCCCACAGCACGCUGACCCGCCGUAUGCGCGCGAUCACGAUCGCUACGCCCACCGCGACCGAGAUGCAUCGUAUGAGGGUGGCAGCAGCAGCAACCACGGAAGCAGCCAAUCGCAUCGUCGUCACUCUUCAACAGGCGACGCAGUUUAUCCACGCGAGCGACAUGAGCGCGAUCGUGACCGCGACGCAGCUAGAACGCGCAGCCACGAUAGAGUGAAAGACGAGUGGGACGACCGUGAACGAGAUCGAAGUCGGGACAAAAGAGGCUACGACAGGAGUAGGGAGCACAGUCGCGACAGAGAUCGAGACAGAGAUAGGCACAGAGGCAGUCACAGGUAUGUUACUGGCGUGGAGGGCGGCGUCAGUGGGAGGAGGUACCCUGUUGUGUCUACCAACCCGUACUAAAGACCAUGCUAGGGUUGGGGGACGCAUUGUCAGGUUGCUGAAGGAGUUCUGAGCACUAUGGACGGCGGAUACCUGUGAUGCCAGAAAGCCAGAGGUAAGGGGCGGUGCAUUGUGGCUGGAAUUUGCUGUGGCGCACGCGUGCUGCAGCAUCGAGUGAUCUCAGCUGGACAUGCUACUGAACAUGCGGGGUUAAUGAGGCUCAGGACACGCGAGGCACAAACAACGGGUAAUGAUUAAUGAUGAUACGACACAGUCG